CACCUGGGCCACCUCCUCUACUACCUGCACCCCUUCCUCCAGCGCCAGCAGCUCCAGUACGGCAUCUAUGUCGUGCACCAGGCUGGCAACUCCACCUUCAACCGGGCUAAGCUGCUGAAUGUGGGGGUGAAGGAGGCACUGAAGGAUGAGGAGUGGGAUUGUCUCUUCCUCCACGAUGUCGACCUCAUCCCUGAGAACGACCACAACCUCUACACCUGCGACCCCUGGAACCCCAAGCAUGUCUCUGUUGCCAUGAACAAAUUUGGGUACAGCCUGCCGUACCCCCAGUACUUUGGGGGGGUCUCGGCUCUCACCCCUGACCAGUACAUGAAGAUCAAUGGUUUCCCCAACGAGUACUGGGGAUGGGGGGGCGAGGACGACGACAUCGCCACCAGGUAG
Messenger RNA from Chaetura pelagica (chimney swift), 399 nucleotides. RefSeq names its product UDP-Gal:betaGlcNAc beta 1,4- galactosyltransferase, polypeptide 3 (gene B4GALT3). The annotation marks the transcript as partial. The transcript has 3 exons. Gene Ontology annotation, biological process: carbohydrate metabolic process; galactosylceramide biosynthetic process. NCBI's taxonomy places the organism in Eukaryota, Metazoa, Chordata, Aves, Apodiformes, Apodidae. Gene Ontology annotation, molecular function: glycosyltransferase activity. The record is from RefSeq and is a predicted model, not a curated record.